This is a messenger RNA of Toxotes jaculatrix (banded archerfish), 8159 nucleotides long. RefSeq names its product phospholipid-transporting ATPase ABCA1-like. NCBI's taxonomy places the organism in Eukaryota, Metazoa, Chordata, Actinopteri, Toxotidae. The record is from RefSeq and is a predicted model, not a curated record. The transcript is spliced from 50 exons. Bases 189 to 6920 code for a protein of 2243 amino acids. Gene Ontology annotation, biological process: transmembrane transport; lipid transport. Gene Ontology annotation, cellular component: intracellular membrane-bounded organelle; membrane. Gene Ontology annotation, molecular function: ATP hydrolysis activity; ABC-type transporter activity; lipid carrier activity.
GAGAGGAAAACGAUGGUGAAAGCGUGGCUUUUUGCAUGAGUCAUAAGGCCCAGCAGUUACAACUGGUCAAAUCCAUCUUUAGGCCCUAAGAUGUGCUGAUGAGUGAAAACCAAACAGCUUGGAGGGUUUAUUAAGUGGGCCAGUUGCCAUAGCGACGCUUUGGCAAGAUACUGCCAGGAUAAGCCAUAAUGGGUCUCCUGACGCAAUUCACUCUACUCCUGUGGAAGAACUUCACUCUCCGGAAGAGACAAAAGGUGCGACUGGUCAUUGAAGUCAUAUGGCCUCUGUUUCUCUUCUUCAUACUGGUGUGGGUGCGGUCCACCAAUAAGCCAAUUUACAAAGGCCAAUGUCACUACCCAAAUAAAGCCAUGCCAUCGGCUGGCUUGCUGCCCUGGCUUCAAGGUAUGAUCUGUAACAUCAACAAUCCCUGUUUGAACUACCCAACACCAGGGGAGACACCGGGCCAAGUCAACAACUUCAACAAUUCCAUAAUUGCCGGAAUGCUGAUAGAGAUGCAAACCCUCCUGGUGAACAGAUCUAUUCUCAGCAAAGCACGAUUGCUGGCAGAUGACAUCGACCAGUGGGCUUCAGUCUUGCCACAGUUUAACCCUGGUAAUGUUCAACCAGUGACCCUAAGGAGUGUUCUACGAGACGAUGAAACUUUCUCCACACAUCUGAAAGAGAAUUUGUCGGUGCCACCAACGGUCGCUGAAAGCCUCAUAAAUGCUAAGAUUUACAUCAAUCCAAUGACGGGCAUUCCCAGGCCCGGCAGCCUGAGGAGGAUCCUGUGUGAGGGGACAGAUCUGGAUGAGUACGUCCAAUUUAGCAGCCAGGCUGAGAAGGAGGCUUUUCAAAAUGUCAGCUGCUCCCUCACUCCACAGCAGCUGAUUAACACCCAGCAAGUACUCCUGCAAAACCUGGAUGUGAGGAAAGUACUUUCUGAGCAGUCUUCUCCUUUGGAUCUGAACGGAGCAGACGCUGUGACGCUGAUGGAGAAAACCACUCGAAAUGCAAUACCAGUGAUUGAAGAGAUGGCCAGGUUGCAGAGCUCCAUGAUCUUUAAGGCUGCUAGUUCACUGGAUUUCCAAGAGGACAUGAUUGGCAGUAUCAAUAUGCUACUGUGUGGAAAGCAGCCUGACUUCAAUUCCACCAAUAUGACCCUCAGUUUACGCUCACCUAGACAGAUGGCUAACAACAAGUCAAUCUCCAUUAUGGGCAACAGUUCCGAUGCUUUUUGUCAGACUUUUGUCGACACCCUGGAGGGCACACCUGGUCUGCGCAACAUUUGGAGCACUUUCAAGCCGUUAUUGCAAGGCAAAGUCCUCUACACACCUGAUACACCUGCUGCUCGCCUCAUUGUGAGCGAAGCAAAUAGCACAUUCAACGCCUUAGCUAUGUUAAAAGAGCUGGCUGAUUUGUGGGAUGAACUUGGGCCACGUGUCUGGAAUUUCCUUCAAAACAGCCCUCAAGUGAAUGCAAUACGGGCUUUGCUGGUGAACCCAGUGUUUGCUGCUGUCCUCAACCAGCGCCUCAAUGGCACAGGAUGGACGGCCGAGCUGCUGGCCAACUUCCUGUACAAUGGGCCCCCUGAGGAUCGUCCACCCGGCAUGCCGCCCUACGACUGGCGCGAUGUUUACAACUCCACGACCCAAAUACUGAAGCUUCUCUCCAACUUCCUUGGUUGUUUAGACCUGAAUAAGUUUGAGGCUGCCCCCAGUGAAGGCCAUCUGGUGAGAAAAGCACUGGAGCUUCUGAAGAACGAUACGUACUGGGCCAGUGUUGUCUUUGAAAACCUCCAGCAAGACUCCAGCCACCCCCCUCCUUAUGUCAAGUACAAAAUCCGCAUGGACAUCGAUGAAGUAGAGCGUACCAGCAAAGUGAAAGACAGGUUAUGGUCUCCCGGGGCCCGAGACAAAUCCUUUAGCGACCUGCGCUAUAUAUGGGGAGGCUUCGCCUACCUGCAGGAUAUGAUGGACCAUGGCAUUAUACGAGUACAAACAUCAAAGACCCAACCCUUCGGUGUUUUUGCCCAGCAAAUGCCAUACCCUUGUUUCGUGGAUGACGUGUUCCUCCGGUCUCUGGCUCGCUCCCUCCCCUUGUACAUGACGUUAGCCUGGAUCUACUCUGUGGCCAUGAUCAUAAAGGGUAUUGUUGCUGAGAAAGAGGCGAGGCUUAAGGAGACAGUGAGGAUCAUGGGCCUGAGAAGUGCCAUCUAUUGGCUGAGCUGGGCAGUGUCCAGUGUGCUUCCACUGGCUGUCAGUGCUGUCCUCCUUACCAUUAUACUGAAGUAUGGGAAAGUGCUGCAGUACAGCGACCCCUCAGUAAUCUUUGUCUUCCUGCUGGUUUUCUGCGUGGCCACCAUCACUCAGUGCUUCUUCAUUAGCGUCUUCUUCUCUAAGGCCAACUUAGCAGCAGCGUGCGGUGGCCUCAUCUACUUUGUCCUCUAUCUGCCGCACAUCUUCUGCUACGCCUGGAGGGACGUCAUGGGUUUCGGGGCCAAGGUUGCUGUGAGUUUAUUGUCAUGCGUGGCCUUUGGCUAUGGAUGUGAGAACUUCUCCAAGUACGAGGAGCAAGGCAUCGGCAUUCAGUGGUACAACAUUGGCAAGAGUCCAGAAGAGGGAGAACGCUACACGUUCAUUGUGUCCAUCAUCAUGAUGCUCUUUGAUGCUUCUUUAUACUGGACGCUCACCUGGUACAUUGAGAAUGUCUUCCCAGGCCAAUAUGGAAUCCCUAAGCCAUGGUACUUCCCUUUCACUUCAUCUUAUUGGUGUGGGAGAGCCUCAGUGCCUGAAGUUGACCCCGGUUUGCUGAAGGACUCCUGUGUACAUAACGAGUAUCUGGAGAAACCACCACCCAAUAUGAAAGCAGGGGUCUCAAUCCGCAAUCUUGUCAAAAUCUACAAAACUGGAAAGAAGCUUGCUGUGGACGGACUAAGUAUGAACUUCUACGAGAAUCAGAUCACAUCUUUUCUUGGCCACAACGGAGCUGGGAAAACAACCACGAUGUCCAUUCUGACAGGACUGUUCCCGCCUACAUCAGGAACAGCCCUCAUCAAUGGAUAUGACAUCCACACUGACAUGGAUAGCAUCCGGAAGUAUUUGGGAAUGUGCCCACAGCACAAUGUCUUAUUCAAUGAGCUGACAGUGGAAGAGCACAUCUACUUCUACGCUCGACUGAAAGGACACAGCCGUGAUGAGGUGAAAAUUGAGAUGGACCAGAUGAUUAAGGAUGUUGGUUUACCACAUAAGCGGAAGGAUCUCGCUAAGAACUUGUCAGGUGGCAUGCAGAGAAAGCUGUCUGUGGCUAUAGCAUUUGUUGGCAGCUCAAAAAUCGUCAUCUUAGAUGAACCUACAGCAGGAGUGGACCCCUAUGCCCGCAGGGGUAUCUGGGAACUGCUGUUAAAGUACAAACAAGGUCGCACCAUCAUUUUGUCUACACACCACAUGGAUGAGGCAGACAUCUUGGGUGAUCGCAUUGCCAUCAUCUCCCACGGAAAAAUGCGUUGCUGUGGCUCCUCGCUCUUCCUGAAGAAGUGUUUUGGCAGCGGUUACUACCUCACUCUGGUCCGAGAUGGGAAUGAAAAGAUGACAGCUCAGCGUAAUGGCAUUAUACACAGUCAGGCCAAAGAGGAGAGACACCGUCCUUCGAGGUGCAGCCCAGAUGAUGGCAUCGGCAGCCAAAGCUGGAGCAGCUCUGAUCCCUCAGAUUUGACAGCUCUGGGUCAGCUUGUGCGCCGUCACGUCCCUGAGGCGGUCUUCUUGGAGAGCAUCGGUCAGGAGAUCAACUACAUUCUGCCCUAUGGUGGAGCCAGAGAUGGGACCUUUGCUCUGCUCUUCCAAGAGCUCGACCUGGCCAUGGCUGACCUCGGCCUGACCAGCUACGGCAUCUCUGACACCACGCUGGAGGAGAUAUUUCUUAAAGUGGCUGAAGAUACUGGAGUAGACGCAGAAAUACAAACAACAAAAGAGCUGGUGAGAGACUGCAAAAGGAGCUCCCUCGAAUCCAAGCGGAACAGCAUCGCCAGUGUCCACACUAUACCACAACAAGUCUCUGGAAUGAGUGAAAGAUUCACAAGUAAAGUGGAAGACUUAAAGAGAAAUGCCAGUGCCAGUGGGAGGGGGUCCAUGGUCAUCACUGGGUGGGAGCUGAUCAGGAGGCAGUUCCUGGCGCUCUUUAUCAAGCGCUUCCACCACGCCCGGAGGAGCCGCAAGGGACUCAUUGCCCAGGUGGUCUUGCCUGCUUUUUUCGUGUGCCUGUCUCUGAUCUUCUCACUCAUCAUCCCUCCUUUCACUGAAUAUCCCAGUCUGGAGCUGCAGCCCUGGAUGUACGGUCUGCCUCAAACCACAUUUUACAGCAAUGAUGGGCCAGACAAUGCAGAGGUGUCUCGGGUGGUGGAAACCUUGGUGAACAACCCUGGCUUUGGGACUCGCUGCAUGAAUGGAAACCCUAUACCGAAGCUACCAUGUUCUUCUAGUGGGUCUGAUUGGUUCACUCCAUCCGUAGAUCAGUCAGUGACCGACAUCUUCCUCAACGGGAACUGGAGCAUGUCUAACCCCUCCCCCUCCUGUCAGUGCAGCACGCCUAAACGGACCAUUAUGUUACCUGACUGUCCACCUGGUGCAGGAGGGCUCCCUCCACGUCAGAGGAUCCAGAACACGACAGACACAUUGCUGGAUUUAACUGGGCGUAACAUGACAGACUUCUUGGUCAAGACCUUUGAACACUCGGGUAAAAAAAGAUACGGGGGGAUUUCUGUCGGAGCGGUCAACUCUCAAGUCCGUCUGACUGAGGGAGCAAUUGAAGCUGCAUUCAGGGAUCUGAAAGAGCUAUUCAGUUCAUUUCAGGAUAAUGUGACUGAUCAGAUCUUACAGAAGUCUGAGACACUGCUGAAGAAGCUGGGAACCAGGGAUAAUGUAAAGGUGUGGUUCUACAACCAGGCAUGGCACGGCAUGGUGUCUUUCCUCAGUGUGGCCAAUAACGCCAUCCUGAGGGGAAAUCUGCCAGCAGGACAGAAUCCCAGACAGUUCGGCAUCUCUGUGUCCAAUCACCCCCUCAACCUCACCAAGGAGCAGCUCUCCUUUGUGGCCAUGGCCACAACCUCCACUGACGUGGUGGUGUCCAUCUGCGUUAUCUUUGCCAUGUCCUUCAUCCCUGCCAGCUUUGUCCUCUUCCUCAUCCAAGAGCGGGUGAGCAAAGCCAAGCAUCUGCAAUUUGUCAGUGGAGUAAACCCAGCUGUAUACUGGUUGGCCAAUUUUGCCUGGGACAUGUGUAACUACAUCAUCCCGUGCUUGAUUGUGAUUGUGAUCUUCCUCUGCUUCCAACAAAAAGCCUAUGUUUCCCCUCCUAAUCUGCCUGCUCUGAUUCUGCUGCUUAUUAUGUAUGGGUGGUCCAUCACCCCCAUGAUGUACCCUGCCUCCUUCAUCUUCAGUGUGCCCAGCACAGCCUACGUGGUGCUGACCUGCAUCAACCUCUUCAUUGGUAUUAACGGCAGCGUGGCCACCUUUGUUAUGGAGCUCUUUGAUGAUGAUAAUGUCUCCCGCAUCAACGAUAUAGUGAAGCAGGUGCUGCUGAUAUUCCCACAUUUCUGUCUGGGCAGAGGGCUAAUUGACAUGGCCAAGAACCAGGCAAUGGCCACCCUUUUCAGCAGUUUUGGGGAAGACCGUUUCAAGGAUCCUCUCAGCUGGGAAAUGGUGGGAAAGAACCUUUGUGCCAUGUCCAUCCAGGGAGUUGUCAUGUUUGCCAUGACAAUCCUCAUCCAGUAUAAAUUCUUCUGCAAACCAAGGCUUAUUUCAGCGGAGUCAUUAUCUCCAGAGGAAGAGGACAUCGAUGUUGCUCAGGAACGUCACCGAGUGUACGAAGGCAAAGCCGAGAAUGACCUUCUGAGGAUCUGUGACCUCACCAAGGUAUACCCUCGGAAGAGCACCCCUGCUGUGGACAGGCUAUGUGUGGGCGUACCUGCUGCAGAGUGUUUCGGCUUGCUGGGAAUCAAUGGGGCUGGGAAAACCACCACGUUCAAGAUGCUGACAGGAGACAUCCCAGUCUCUAGUGGAGAGGCCUUCCUAAAUGGAUACAGCAUACGAACAGAAAUGAGGGAUGUGCACCAGAACAUGGGCUACUGUCCUCAGUUUGAUGCCAUCAAUGACCUGCUUACUGGACGAGAACACCUGGAGUUUUACGCCAGGUUACGAGGGGUACCAGAAAACGAGGUCGCCAUGGUGGCAGAGUGGGGCAUCCAGAAGUUGGGGCUGAUCAAAUAUUCCAGCAAGUCAGCAGGUACCUACAGUGGUGGGAACAAGCGUAAACUUUCUACAGCUAUGGCCCUGAUCGGUUGUCCUCCAGUGAUCUUUCUGGAUGAGCCAACAACUGGGAUGGACCCAAAGGCCCGGCGCUUCUUGUGGGACUGCAUCCUGAGUGUCAUCAAAGAAGGACGCUCAGUCAUUCUCACAUCACACAGUAUGGAGGAGUGUGAAGCACUGUGCACACGCAUGGCCAUCAUGGUAAACGGCCGCUUCAAGUGUCUUGGGAGCAUCCAGCAUCUGAAGAGCAGAUUUGGUGAUGGCUACACAGUGAUUGUGAGGGUUGGUGGCUCCCCUCCUGCCUUGAAGCCAGUCGAGGACUUUGUCCAGCAGACCUUCCCAGGCAGUGUCCUAAAGGAGAAGCACCACAACACGCUGCAGUACCAGCUGCCGUACACACAGGGAGCUUUGUCCACCAUCUUCAGCCAAUUCACCAGCCAUCAGCAGAGGCUGGGUGUGGAGGACUACUCUGUGUCCCAGACCACUCUGGAUCAGGUCUUUGUGAAUUUUGCGAAGCACCAGCAUGGAGAGGAGGAUUCUCGGGCCUACAGCAACCCAGUGGACACCUCAGACGAGCUGCCAUUGCAGUCUGUGAAGACCUCCCAUGAAGCUGAGAAGGUGUAACAGCCAUAGCAAAAGCAUAACACUUCUACACUUACACUGGGCUAGCAAUAUAUCUUUACCACAACUGAAUGUGAUUUGCACUGUAAAAAAUUAUGGGUUCAUGAGCGAUGCCCUGUAUUUGGCUCUAAUUUCCACAAUAUGAAAGGAGGCCUUUCAGAAUUAUCUUUGACUUAACUUUUGACCCAGUGCACCAUUACCUCAAUCAACAGUGACAAUCAAGUGUUUGUGGUGUCUGCACAUUUGUCUAAAAAUGUGUCUUUCUAAAACUAACUAAUUCUCUACAGCUGGAGCACUGAUUAUAAAGUCUCCACCCAGUGCGGACACCAUUAAAUGAUUAGAUCUGGAGUCCAAAUGAGUGUAGAACCAUGUGGUUGCUAUAAUGCAAUAUUUGCCAGACGUUCAGCAGACUUGGGCAGCGUGCCAGUUCAGUUUUGUUUGGAGUAUACUGCUGAUCUUAACAUACCUCAAGAGAGUGUAAGGGCCAGAUGAUUCCCUGAAAGCAUCACGCAUUGCACAGAUACCUCAGCACUGACCUUCAAAUUGAAUUAUGUUUUAGAUUUUUACCAGUUGUUUACAUUUGCUGUGGAUUCUAAUGAUAAAUGUUGAACUGUACAUCUGUAUAAAAGAGAAAACCCCUCCAUGAUGUGUUUUGACACCAAAGGUUGACGUGGACUCAUGAACUGAUAGUUACGGUUAGUUUCACUCACCAUUUCAAAAAAUCUGAAUCAAUAAUAUUCACAUUUAAAGACAUAGAAUAUCAAAGAAUAUCAACAAGCGACAAAGGAAGAAUCUUUUAUCCACACAAAUUCCAACAGACAUUUAACCAUCAUCAGUUUCAGCCACACUCUGUGAUUUGCUGACAGGCAGAUCAGUGAUUGCCACUAAGCAGAAAUGAUGAAUAACAGCUCUGUCAGAUGUGUUGGCUUUGAAUAUCUGAAUGAGCCUCCAAUCAGCUGUAGACGGUAUUUAAUGAAAGACGCUGAGGUUACGGCAGUGUGGCAACACAGAGUCCAUCAGAGUCAACAAGCUGUCAAACGUUUGGUCUUCAACAAAGGCAGCACAUCCCAUGUGUUCACCAACCACAGCUCACAGGCAAGUGCUAUUCAGAGCCUUUCUCAUGCUGCAUUAGCUGCAGUGCUUAUGAAUGUAAGUGGAAUAACUAAUGAAUGUAUGAGCAUAUUUAUACUUUAAUUUUUUUUAAUGCAUUGCCUUGUGAAAUCUCUCUAUUUUACUCACCAA